GCUACUUUCGGGCAUCUGUAAGGUGGUGGUACGCUGGUAGAGGGUAAGAUAAGUGCUGGCGGCAUACUGGUAGGGGGUAAGAUAAGUGUCAGUCUAUUUUCAUUCUGUAAGCUUUGCUGUAAUGGGAUUCUGGAAGCAAUGAGAAAUAGUCCGGAGGGGGGAGGGAGGAACUAUUUUGUAGCAGUUGACAUCAGGUGCCUGGUACAGGGUGAAGAGGUGGUUCGGUGGGGAAGGUCCGUUUAUGCCAACAUUCAGAAGUUCAUCCAGUUUCAACUUACUGUCAAUGUGGUGGCUCUGACUCUCAACUUUAUUGCAGCUUUAGGGGGAACGGAAAUUCCCCUCACCACUGUGCAGCUCCUCUGGGUGAAUUUAAUCAUGGACGCGUUUGGCGCCUUGGCGCUGGCAACGGAGCCACCUCAUGACAAGCUUCUUCAGAGACGCCCUGUUGGCCGAACGGAACCUUUGAUAACCAACAAGAUGUGGCACAACAUUCUGGGGCAGGCCCUGGAGGACCGAUUUGCAGACAAGGAGCGGGCCCGCAAGGCCGCUGACAGGAUUGCUCGCCUGGGACAGCAGCUGUACAACGGGACUUUGCAGGCCUUGUUUGCUGAGUUUGAGCAACUCAUCUCCACCCCUGGGUUGGUCAUGAGCCCUGACGAUUUGCUGACCAACUUUUGUAGGGCAGCGCCUGAGAAGUUUGUUGUUGCUCUUUACAGCGCUGGGCACAACGACUGGAGGUCCUUUGGCCGUGCAGCCCUGGAAAUGGAGGCAAAGCUCCAUGUCCAGGCCCCAUCCUCUGACAGGAGGAAAGGUGYCUUCCCUCGAGGUGGUAGAAAGGGAAAGGCAGCCUUCACGCAUGCAGGGUCUGCCUCAGGAUCAGACUCAGAUUCCCAGGCUGAUACACCUUCAGCUGGGACUGGAUCUGCUGUUGAGACAGAUGUUGCAGCAGCCGUGACUCAUGCCGUUUUGGGAGCCCUGCAGCUGCAGAAAAAGUUCUCUCCCACCACAGCCUCAGCCAGUGCCAAGGGGAAGGAAAAGGGAUGUGACAAUGUGAGUUUGGGGACUGCGCGGGCAGCAUCCUUCUGCUAUGAGGAUCCUGACCCGGAUCAGGACCCGGGCCUGGAUGAGCUCCAGUCUAUUGCUGCCUUCUUCCUUCAUCUGAAGGAACAGAAGAAGAGCAAGACUGAUCUCAUCAUGCUCCGGCCAUUGAUCAACAGCACCAGGAUCACUGGGUUGUUGGACUGUGGGGCCACCAGGAACUUCAUGUCUCCCAGUGCAGUUAAAAAGCUGCAUCUGGGCAUGAAAGUUCAGCAGCUGCAGCAACUGCUGCUGGUGCGGAUUGGUGACUCUACAGUACUCAGCAUCAGAGGGAAGGUCAAGGGUAUCCUUGUGACCUUCGAUACUAAAGGAAAAGUCAGACACAGUCUGGACUUUUAUAUCUUCUAUGAGCUCCCCUUUGAUUUGGUGUUCUCCAUGCAGUGGUUGAGGGCAGUCAACCCUAGGAUCGACUGGCAGAUCCCUAGAGUUGAACUACCGGACAGCCAGGGUGUGUAUCAGCCAUGCAUGAUCGCUGCUGAUCAUCACCCUAAGACCUCCUGCUACUGCCUGAGAGCGAGGGAGUUCCAUGCUCUCUCUCGCCAGUACCACCAUGAGCGUCUGUUUAUUGCUCUGGUCAAGCAGACAGAUGCUCCCCCUGUUUCCUGUCCUCUUGAGAUACAGCAGGGGGUAGACCAGUAUGCUGAUCUGAUGCAGGAGCCCUUUGGGUUACCCAACCGGCCAACCAGACAUCACAUCAAGCUGCUGCCUGGAGCGGUCCCUCCCAAGGGCCGCAUUUACAGGAUGUCCCCUGCUGAGCUUGAGGAGCUCAGAAAGCAGCUUGAGACCCUGACCAGCGAAGGCUGGAUCAGACCCAGCACAUCUGAAUUUGGGGCACCUGUUCUCUUUGUACCCAAAGGGAACGGCGAGUUCAGGAUGUGCAUUGAUUACAGGGGUCUCAAUAAGAUCACUAGGAAGAGUACUGAGCCACUUCCUAGGAUCGAUGACCUCCUGGACAUGGUGCAGGGCUGCACAGUGUUCAGCAAAGUCGACCUCAAAUCUGGCUACCACCAGAUUGAGAUGGCAAAGGAGGAUGUCUACAAGACAGCCUUCAAGACCAGGUAUGGGACGUACGAGUUCCUGGUCAUGCCAUUUGGACUUUGCAACGCCCCAGGCACUUUCCAGACAGAGAUGCACCGCAUCUUCAGGCCUUACCUGGACAAGUUUAUGGUUGUCUACCUGAAUGAUAUCCUGGUAUUCAGCAAAACUGCCAGGGAACAUGCGGAGCACUUGGCUCUAGUUCUUCAGUCAUUACGCGACAGCCAGUACAAGAUUAACAGAGAGAAGUCCUCUUUUGGAGUUCCCUCUGUCAUCUACCUGGGUCAUGUAAUCUCUGGAGAUGGCCUGGCUCCUGAAGCAGCCAAGAUUGCUGCUAUUCAGGAGUGGCCUCAGCCACAGACAGUGAGGGAUGUCAGGUCCUUCAUGGGUCUAGCCUCAUACUACAGAAAGUUUGUCAGGAACUUUUCUGCAGUGGCUGCACCCCUGACCAACCUAACAAAGAAAGAUACUCCCUUUCUUUGGUCCCUUCCCUGUCAGUUGGCCUUCACAUGACUCAAGAAGGCUUUGACUCGUGCGCCUGUGCUGAAGUUACCUGACCCCACUUUGCCAUUCAUCG
Messenger RNA from Chara braunii, 2710 nucleotides. The record is from the annotation of a GenBank genome assembly. Lineage: Eukaryota; Viridiplantae; Streptophyta; Charophyceae; Charales; Characeae.